AUGUGCUUUAACAGCGGCUUGCGUCACUCCAAGGCCUAUUCUACCGCCUCCUCCGUGCAGCCUCCGAAAGCUCCUAAGGUCUCUCUCUGGACCAGAUUGUCACGUGCGUCGACCUUUGUGUUUGCCUCGUCGCUCGUCCUUGGUGCUGUGAGCCUAGCGGGGUUUGUCAUCUACCUCUUGUUUGCUGAGAUAUUGCUCCCAUCGGGUGAAACGCAGGUGUUCAACAGAGCCGUUUCCUUGAUUGAGAAGGAUGCGGAGUGCCAGGCCCUUUUAAACUUCCCUGCCGGUGAAAGAUUGAAGGCAUACGGCGAAACCGACGGCAACAGGUGGACCAGAAACAGGCCCAUCCACUCCCAGAAGAAGGAAGGGAAGGAUGGCAAGUCGCACUUGAUGAUGAAGUUCCACGUCGAAACCAACAGUGGCCGCCACGGAUCCGUAACCUUGGAGAAUAUCGAGGACAGUGCCCUCGAGUCUAACUUUGCAUAUAUUGCUUUGGAUAUUAGAGGCCAAAAGCGCCACUACGUCAUUGCUCCGAAGUUCAACACUGUUGCCAGGCAUAAGGCGACAGGUCUUUUUGAUCUCAAAUGGGGUAGUUCCAAGCGCGGGUAA
Babjeviella inositovora NRRL Y-12698 is the source of this 609-nucleotide messenger RNA. RefSeq names its product Tim21p (gene TIM21). Bases 1 to 609 code for a protein of 202 amino acids. The record is from RefSeq and is a predicted model, not a curated record. Gene Ontology annotation, cellular component: TIM23 mitochondrial import inner membrane translocase complex. The transcript has a single exon. Gene Ontology annotation, biological process: protein import into mitochondrial matrix. Lineage: Eukaryota; Fungi; Ascomycota; Pichiomycetes; Serinales.